CAUAAGCCAGUACCCGGCCAGAGCAACCAACAUAACCACUCAAAAGACUUAGCGAGAAGAUGCCAAAAUCGGCGUAGCCAUUACGUCCCUUUCACUGUUUCCUUCCCAAUAAAAUUCCUUUUUUUUUUGGCCCCCCUACAAAAUCCACCGGAAAAUCGAGAAGACUUAUUUGCUUACCAUUAUUGUUUCUCUAAAUUCCUUAUUUUUCUUUGUCACUUCCUAUAAUUAGGUGGAAUUUCAUUUUCCUCCCCUGUUAUUAUUAUUUGUUUUUUUCCCCAUUUGCUCAUUUCUUACUUUUUCUUGAUUGAUGGCGGAUUUGGGUGUGUGGCUGAUGAAGAGAAUUCAGUUGCAAUUACCAUGACGAGUUCUUGCCCAGAAGAUUGCAUGCAACAAUGGACGAACUUCCAGGGUCAAUGGGCACGAGCGCCAGUUUGGCCCUUCGCUUGGGGCAGACCAUUUUCGCCUCUGCUUCUCUUCUCUUUAUGUGCUUGGACGUCGAGUUCUACAGCUAUACAGCUUUCUGCUAUUUGGUGACAGUUAUGGGUUUAGUAGUUCCGUGGAGCAUGACAUUGGUAGUGGUGGAUGCCUACUCUGUUUUUGUUAAAUGUUUACCCCGUCAACCAAAAAUUGUAAUAAUUCUCAUUCUGGGAGAUUGGGUUUUGUCGUAUCUUUCACUUGCUGCGGCCUGCUCAACAGCUAGUGUCACAGAUGUUCUGCUUGAUGCUGGUGCAUCCUACUGCCCUGCAAAGUUAUGUAGUAGAUAUCAAUUGUCUGCUGCAAUGGCUUUCUUGUCAUGGUUUCUCUCAUUAGCUUCUUCUUUAUUCAAUUUUUGGCUUCUCCCUUCUUUGUAAACAUCUGGCUGGCCGUUUUCGUCUUUAGAAUAUGAAAUGCGUAAGAAUUUGAGAGAAAUCAUUUUCUCUCGAACCAUGAUUUGUUCCAUACAUCAAUUUUGGAUCAUACAAUUGGGAUUGUGAAAUGAAGCCCACAGCUAAAGCAAGUUUAGACUUGCCACAGCUUCUUUUCCAUCGGUACGAACAGAAAUUAUAUGAACCCUUCUUUGUCACUGUAAAUGGUAAGAUUCAAACAUGGAAUCUUUACUGUCCUUCAUAAAUGUGAUUACACAGCUCAUCGGCCAAAUUGGCAAGAAGCCAACAUACCUGGGGACUUACUUGGUGCUGAUGAAAAGACUUGUGAUGUUCCUGCAAUGGAUGAUGGCCCGAUACAAGGUUGCCCCCAAAUGAUUUGUUUUCACAUAUGACUGUCUGUAUUGUAUGUUCGAUACAAACAAAAAUGCAACUGAAGUAUUUCUGAUAGAUGUAUAUAGUGGUCAUGUAAUUAGUACUAUAUUGUUAAUUGUUACCAACUCAAUAAUUCCAUCUUCUUGAACUUCUAAGCUGGAAAAUUUGUUGGUAAAGCUUACAUAAAGUUAUCUGUUUCCCUGAAUUCUAUU
Molecule: messenger RNA, 1450 nt
Organism: Ziziphus jujuba (common jujube)
Lineage: Eukaryota; Viridiplantae; Streptophyta; Magnoliopsida; Rosales; Rhamnaceae
Product: CASP-like protein ARALYDRAFT_485429
Exons: 3
Coding region: 393-851 (152 amino acids)
Cellular component (GO): membrane
Source: RefSeq, a predicted model, not a curated record